CGCCGUUGGCGAAGCCAGGCUGUCCUAGGAAGCCGAGUGGGAGUGGCACGGAGCUGCUGGAGGUGCUGAGAACCUGAGUUUCGGCAAGCAGCCAGAAUAUUUUAAAAAUGACUACACCAAACAAGACACCUCCUGGUGCUGACCCCAAGCAGUUGGAAAGGACUGGAACAGUACGGGAAAUUGGGUCACAAGCUGUUUGGUCACUCUCAUCUUGCAAACCAGGAUUUGGAGUGGAUCAGUUACGAGAUGACAAUCUAGAAACUUAUUGGCAAUCAGAUGGUUCCCAGCCUCAUUUAGUGAACAUCCAAUUCAGAAGAAAAACAACAGUGAAGACAUUAUGUAUUUAUGCAGACUACAAAUCUGAUGAAAGCUAUACUCCAAGCAAGAUCUCAGUCAGAGUAGGAAAUAAUUUUCACAACCUUCAAGAAAUUCGGGGUUUUAAACAGGUGAACAAUACGUCUUUUAAGAAGGUUAAGUCAACAAGAUUCAAAUGGAGCAGCAAGCACUAGAGACAAUAAAGGUAGGGACUGAAAUUUUUUUAAUAAGGUAGCACUUAGGACAAUAGUACCUGAUACAUAGUAAGCUUGCAAUAAAAUAUUUGAUAACGAAAGGAAAAAUCCAUGUGUGAUGUGAUGACCAGCCAACCCAAACAGGGGUGUGGCAGUGGAAGUGGCAAGGAAUGACUGGAUAUAUACAAUACAAUAGACAGAACUCAUUGACUGCUUAUGUGUAAGUGAGCAGAAAUUUCAAGUUUAUGUUAAAGUUAAUUAACAGAUAUGAAUAUCAUGCUAAGAUAUUUAUAUAGGUGUCUAUUACAUGGGAGCCUCAGAAGAAUAAGUAAUGGAACAGUGGUGAAUAUAUUGAUCAUUAAUCUAUAAGGCAUUACAAAUAUAUAUAAGAAAACAUGUAAAGAUGAAUAUAUCCUAUUUCUUUACCACUGCCACCCCUAACUUUAAAACUAUCACGUGAGCUUUGGUGUGUAGAGCAACAUCCUCUAGAUGCUAUAUAGGGUAGUAACUUGCUCUACAUCUGUGUUUUUGUAGGCCCUUUUGAUGAAAGAGCAUCAGUUUACACAUUUCUGAGAGGAGGUGUUUUCCUGCAGUAGCUAUAAUGUGCAUUUACAACUUUAUAUUUAUUAUUACACGGUGCCAAUGCAAGCCAGUGGCAAAUAAUUCAAUGUUUUCUAUUUCUGAUUUUGCCUUGAUCGUCCCCAAAAGUGCAGUUAUUAAUCCUUCUCUUAACAGUGGCUCUCCAUUUUUUAUUUUUAUGUAUAUUAAGGAAUUCAGAAUUUGUAGUAGUUAUCAAAUUUUUAGAUUUUAGACUCAUUAGUGAAAAUAUGUGAUAAUUCUUUUUGUCAUAAUUAUUUAGUAAUCUCUGUAAGACACUUUCAUUAUGUGAAUUUCUUGGGUAUUUCUAUGGGUUUUUCCACCCAGUGUGGAUUGUUUUCUCUUUUGUUUUAAACCUUGCAUUGUGAGCUUAUCUUCAGCAGGGCUUUGUCUGUAAAACUCCUGUGCAGCCUGGGUUAAGAAUUGUCUUUCAGAAUAGUUUUGGGUUUACUUCUGCAUGUACUCUAUAGAGAUCCCUGGCUUGGGACCUAUUUCUUUGUAAUUUCUUGACUUGUGGCUUUCUAGGCCACAUUUGAGAUAAUUUCAAUCCUGUAUGAGUUCAGGCUCAUAUUAUGGAUUCUCAAGAGAUUUCUUUUCCCCACCUAGAGCCCAAGCAUAGGAGAACCAGUUUCACUAUUGUCUAUUGUCUUCUUUUGCUGGUGGCCAGAGAGUUUAGCUCUUCGAGUUUUAUACAGAGAUCUUAGUUUCAGUAUGCCACAUUGCAAGAGUUAAGUUCUCAUCUCCUAUGUUUUUUCUUUUUCGCAUUCCCUGAAAAAUCAAACUCCUAGAUGACAACUCCUACUCACCACCCACCAUCGAGGCAAACACAGGAUAGACUACUCAUGUGCCAGUCCGGUUUUCAGUUGCUUCAUUAUUCCUGGCAUCUGGAUAUUUUUCUUUUAUAUGAGCUCAGCUAAGCAUUAUAAGUUCAUGUAUUUUUUCCCAGCAUUUCCAGUUUAUCUAGCAGGAGAGUUUUUAUGUAUAGUUUUCCAUAUUACUGAAACUCAAAUCUGGAAUUCUUUCCACAUCUGUAAAGUCUUUUUUCACAUGUUUCUAAAUAUCCUUGACUUGAUUUUUUUUUUAAAGAACAUUACAUUUCACAGUUGUUGUGGCCUUAAAAUGGUAUUUCCCAGCUUUUGGAUUUAAUUUAAGAAGUAGGACCUAAUUCUAAUAUCAUUAAACCUUGCCACUUCAUAAAUUCUACUCAAAGGCACAAAGGGAAUAAUUAACUCUGAAGAUUGAUAGAAGACUGGCUGUUUUAACUUGGCCUGAGGAAGUAACCCUGAAGAAUGCACCCCAUGUGAAUAAAUAACAACAAAUUCAGUGUGAUUACCUUGAGUUCUAUGAAACAGGGGAAUUGAGAAAUGAGAACACAGGGGGGUUUCAAUUACAUUUGUAAUGUUUCAUUUCUUAAGCCGGUAGUAUAUACCCAGGGGUUCAUUAUAUGCUCUACCAUUUUUAAAAAUUUGAAAUAUUUGAUAAUAAAAAUAAUUGUUAAAGAAAUUAUCACCAUAAUGCAAACAGUACCACAUCUUUAAUUUCAUAUAACAUAAGAUAUACAGGGCAUUUGGCAUUUGUCAUGUGUGCUUGUCAAGUGAAUAGAUAAUUUUUCAUCCCAAAGAGGUCAGAGAGUAAGUUGUUCUUUCAGCAACUGUUAAGAUUUAGUUAUCCCCAUACUAGACUCUAUUUUCUCCCAUGCCUGUUGAAAAUAUCACACGACUGACAACAAGAUCCAGUCUAUCCAGUGAGUAUGCUAUUUCCAACUUGGGAAGUAAUUCCAGCAUUAUCUGGAAUAGUAAUAGGUCGAAUUUGAAUCGUAUUCUUUGCUAAAAAGGUCCUUUUAAGUGUUUUUGCAAUAAAGUUAUCUGCUGAUUUUAUUUUUUUGUUCAUGUGAAUUACAAGUGUUGUUAUUUGGUGAUCUUGUUCACUUACAUCUUUUAAUACUAAAAUAUGAAAAAGGAAGAAAAGAUUGCCAUUUAGAGGGACCCAGGUCCCUUUGAAUGUCUACUUAGGCCUGACACCCUGCUUGAUUCCUUGCAUAAACUGUUUCUCAUCCUCACAACAUUAAAAAUAGUUAACAUUUAUUGAGCACUUUCUUUGUGCCAGUCACAUGAUAUUCUUUAUGUAAUAUUUAAUUCCUACAACAUUCCUACAAAAUAGGUCUUAUUAUCUCUCUUUCAGAUUGGAGAAAACAGGUUAGAUGAAUUCGACUAAGUAAUAGAACUACUAAAUAGAAUAUUUAUCUUUGAGUAACUCUGAAAUAACUCCCCCUAUAUACGUAUGCAUGUAUGUACGUGUGUGUGUUAGACUAUCUUUCUAUCAUCUCUUCUACAUAAUAUUGUCUAGUAUUGAAUACCUCAUAGCAAUAAUUUGACAUCACUUGGGCAUCAGAAAGAUUCAUGUCACUGUUACAAUAUGUAGGUAGGAUGUAGCUGCUUCUUAUUUACAAACAGUAGCUAAGACAAAAAUACAAGGAAUGGAUGAGCAGUCGAAAGAAAGCUGGGUGAUUAGGACAGAGGAGUGGUUGGAGGGCAGAAUGCUAUAAGAAAUCAGCUGCCUGAGGCUAGGUGGUAGAAUACUUAUUGAUGUUGAUGGUAUGUGUGGAUAAGUUAGGUAUGUAGCCUCUGGUUUUAUGUUUUCUGCCAUACCAAAGACAAAAGGACAAUGUUGUCCUGGGAUCCUCACCUUUGACUUAAUCAAAUAAAAUCUUCUCUCUUCACUUCACUUGUUAGGGAAGAGGGGUGAUGCAGG
This is a messenger RNA of Pan troglodytes (chimpanzee), 3857 nucleotides long. It is a transcript of the gene ANAPC10, whose product is annotated as anaphase promoting complex subunit 10. The coding region runs from base 108 to 509 and encodes 133 amino acids. Gene Ontology annotation, biological process: anaphase-promoting complex-dependent catabolic process; protein K11-linked ubiquitination. Gene Ontology annotation, cellular component: anaphase-promoting complex. Lineage: Eukaryota; Metazoa; Chordata; Mammalia; Primates; Hominidae. The record is from RefSeq and is a predicted model, not a curated record. The transcript has 5 exons.